AUGACCCAGUCUGUGGGACAGGAAAAUGCAGGGAUGAAAAAAAGCCAGGAGCCCGCGGUGGGGAUGGGCGUCCCCGUGUGGCACUGCGGAGCUGGCGGGAAGUGGCUGAGCAGCCCGGCAGCUGACCAGGCAGGUCCCCUGCACCCCUCCACGUCCUGGCUGCCUUUCUCCCCCAGGUUUGAGGCCAUCCACCACGAGCUGAACAAGGCCACGGCCCAGAACAAGGACCUGCAGUGGGAGAUGGAGCUGCUGCAGUCGGAGCUGACAGAGCUGAGGACUAUGCAGGUGAAAACCGAGAAGGAGUCGGAGAAGUACAAAGAAGAGCGCGAUGCCGUGUACAGCGAGUACAAGCUCAUCAUGAGCGAGCGUGACCAGGUCAUCUCCGAGCUGGACAAGCUGCAGACCGAGGUGGAGCUGGCCGAGUCCAAGCUCAAGAGCAGCACGUGUGAGAAGAAGGCGGCCAGCGAGGGGGUGGAGGCGCUGCGGCAGUCACUCCAGGGACCCCAAAGACAAGGACCAUAAGAAGGGGAUACUGACCACGGUGACAGGAAACCACUUUAGUCCAU
This is a messenger RNA of Cynocephalus volans (Philippine flying lemur), 566 nucleotides long. Its product is annotated as disks large homolog 5-like. The record is from RefSeq and is a predicted model, not a curated record. Gene Ontology annotation, cellular component: plasma membrane. The coding region runs from base 1 to 522 and encodes 173 amino acids. The transcript is spliced from 3 exons. NCBI's taxonomy places the organism in Eukaryota, Metazoa, Chordata, Mammalia, Dermoptera, Cynocephalidae. Gene Ontology annotation, biological process: negative regulation of hippo signaling.